UUAGAGACGAAAGAGAGGGAGGAAAGGUGUAGCGAACCCAACCGGUCUAACUCUGAGCCGCCAAAGCACUUUGCCCGAGCGAGCUUUCGCCCGAUAGCGAGACCGAAUCGGCCCGCAACGGCCUUCACUCGGACAUUUAAGGUGAUGAGAGGCUCGCGCAUCAUGUCGUCUCGUCCACACAGCCGCAAACCUCCCUCCUCGCUCUCAUCUUCUCCAGAAACCCUAGCCGUCGGCCCUCCUUUCACUUUUGAUUGGAAGUCGACAUCAAGGAAAUCUUCUCUUUAUCUUCUUCGCUCGACUGUGGGGCAGGCGCUGAGCAUCUUCAUGUCUUCUUAAUAGGAGCAAACAAAACUAACGGAUAUUUCAUUCUGUUAAUCAUAUGCAAAAAGACCCAGAUGUCUCAGAAUGGAGAACAUUUUAAUGAACGAGAGGGAGAUUAUCCAGUAGUUUUCGAGGUCUAUGGAGAGCCUGCUGUUGUAAUCAAUGGCUUGCCAAAGAACAAGUCGUGCAAGAAGAAACCAUUACUGAGUCGUGAUGCAAGAAGAAAACAAGCUGAUGAUCCAUUUUUUGGCAAGUUAUUGGAAGGAAGAAACGUUAGAAAACUAUUUGGAGGCCAUUAUUACCAUGGAGAGGUGGUGAAGUAUGAUUCUGAAGUGAAUUGGUACAGAGUGGUUUAUGAAGAUGGCGAUUUUGAAGAUAUUGAGUGGCAUGAGCUAGAGGAGGUGUUGUUGCCUCUAGACAUUAAUAUUCCACUGAAAUUACUGCCUUUUCAGAGUUUCCUGCAUAAUAAAUAUUAUUCUGGGUCAAAAUUUAUCAUGGAGAGGACCUUAGAGCCCUGCCAAAUCAGCCAACAAAUAUAUGAUGUACCAGUUCAAAUAGAUUACAAAUCUGUAAUAAAUUGGGGGGAUGUCACUGUGCAGGCAAACAUGGAAGAGUGAAGAGAACUUUUUGAAAGUUCAACAGAACGAGAUAUAAUUCUAUCAGGAAGUGUUAGAACUAUCAGGAAUUUGAUUUUUACAUUUAUACCGCUCAAAUCUUUUAUAUCGCAUAAAAAAUGCCACUACUUUAACCACUAAAAAGUGAAAAACAUCUUUGGGAAUAUGUAAGGUGAAAUGUAUGUAAAGAUUAAAGUUUAGGUGUU
Molecule: messenger RNA, 1141 nt
Organism: Phalaenopsis equestris
Lineage: Eukaryota; Viridiplantae; Streptophyta; Magnoliopsida; Asparagales; Orchidaceae
Product: dirigent protein 17-like
Exons: 2
Coding region: 396-938 (180 amino acids)
Source: RefSeq, a predicted model, not a curated record